This is a messenger RNA of Brachypodium distachyon (stiff brome), 1886 nucleotides long. RefSeq names its product gallate 1-beta-glucosyltransferase. Gene Ontology annotation, molecular function: UDP-glycosyltransferase activity. The record is from RefSeq and is a predicted model, not a curated record. The coding region runs from base 137 to 1531 and encodes 464 amino acids. The transcript has a single exon. NCBI's taxonomy places the organism in Eukaryota, Viridiplantae, Streptophyta, Magnoliopsida, Poales, Poaceae.
ACCAACAGGACUUUCGUGUUUGGAUCGUCCCCAUUCCAGCUGGUAUUUAAGAGUGCAGGUACUAGCCGGAGAAGUCGACAGCAACCGCGACCACGUGACGAAGCAAGAGAAAGCCGCCACCGCCGCCGCUACCGUUAUGACGACGACGACUCCGGUUCAGCCACGCGCGCACGUCCUCCUGGUGUCCACCGCAUUCCAGAGCCACGUCAACCCGCUGAUGCGCCUCGGCCGCCGCCUCGCCGCCAAGGGCGUGCUCGUCACCUUCACCACCGCUCUCCGCAAGGGCAUCCGCCUCGACGAGGUCCACGGCGGCAUCGACGACAACAACGACGCGCUCUCAAGUUUCCGUGUCGAGCGCCUGAGCGGCGAGGGGCUGUGGGAGCCGGACGAUCCCCGGUUCGGCGUCCCGGGCGACAUGGCGCGCCACGUGGAGGCCGCGGGGCCGGCGGCGCUGGAGGCGCUCAUCCGCCGGGAGGCCCAGGCCGGGCGGCCCGUCACGUGCGUCGUGGCCAACGCCUUCGUCCCGUGGGCCCUGCGCGUCGCCGGCGAGCUGGGCCUCCCGCGGGCCAUGCUGUGGAUCCAGUCCUGCGCCCUGCUGUCCGUGUACUACCACUACGUGCACUCCCUCGCCGCCUUCCCCGACGCGGAGGCGUCCGGGUCGGUGGCCAUCCCGGGGCUCCCGGAGCUGGCGACCGACGACCUCCGGCCGCUCCUGAUUUACAGCACCGCUAGCAACGACAUGUGGCGCCAGAUGGUCGUGGCGGACCUCGGCAGCGUCCGGGACAAGGGGGUGUCGUGGGUCUUCGUCAACACCUUCGACGAGCUCGAGCACGAGGCCAUCGCGGCGCUCAGCGAGCACGCGCCGGUCAUACCGGUCGGCCCGCUCAUCGAGCCGGAAGAAGACGAACCACUCGACGGCAACAAAGCCGACGACGACAUCGUCGCGUGGCUGGACGCGCAGGCGCCGCGGUCGGUGGUGUUCGUGGCGUUCGGGAGCAUCGUGAACACCGGGGACGACGAGACCGCGGAGAUCACCGAGGCGCUGGCGGGCACGGGCCGGCCGUUCCUGUGGGUGCUCCGCGACGAGAGCCGAGCGCUCCUCUCCAGGGACACCCUCGACAGCAUCUGCGCCGGAGACAAAGGCGACUCGUCGUUAGGCAAGGUGGUGCCGUGGUGCAGGCAGACGCGCGUGCUGGCGCACGGCGCGGUGGGCUGCUUCGUGACGCACUGCGGGUGGAACUCCACCGCCGAGGCACUCGCCGCGGGGGUGCCGUUGGUCGCCUGCCCGAGGUGGUCCGACCAGCGGAUCAACGCCAGGUUCAUCGUCGACGUGUACCGGGUCGGCGUCCGUGGCCCGACGCCCGUGACGAGGGACGCGCUCCGUGUGGCCGUGGAGGAGGUCAUGGGCGGGCCGGAGGGGGAGGCGAUGGGAGCACGAGCGGCCCGUUGGAAGGAGAAGUCGCGUGCGGCGGUGGCGGACGGGGGCUCGUCGGAUCACGGCGUCCAGGCUUUUGUUGACCAGAUAUGCUAGCUACGGAAGCAGAUCUGAUCCGGUCGUUGGCUUGAUGGGAUCACAUGGACAUGGAGAUCGGCGUGAGCCGCACGCUCGUGGAUCCUGCCUGAAGUGGCGGCGACUGGGGCAUGGUUGAAAUGCAGGAGAUAAUAUUCUGAUACUAUUUGGGGAAACUAUAUCAUGUUUGGUUUACUCGAUGAAGUGUUGCCUGAAAAAGCAGAUGAAUACAGUAUUAAUAUUGGAUGACCGUUUCCCCGGCUAACGGGUUUCUACGGAUCACCUAAUUCAGGAAUCUGCGCUUGUUUCAUCCUGUGUUAAGGACAUGCUUGAACAAUUGAGUAUGCAUCCAACUGAGGCAGAUCGUAUUUUUUUA